Messenger RNA from Prorocentrum cordatum, 318 nucleotides. NCBI's taxonomy places the organism in Eukaryota, Dinophyceae, Prorocentrales, Prorocentraceae. The record is from the annotation of a GenBank genome assembly.
AUGCGCCGGGUAAAGGUAGAUUUGAAGGAGUUCUUCAUGAGUGGCGCGGCGGCGGAGCUGGCGCGGGCCGCGGGCCUGCACUUGCACGGCGAUUUCAAGCUUCUGGUCCAACGCGCUCUACUUCUGCUACUCAGCUGUCAGUUCGUGGUCAGCCCCCGCGACCCCGCCACCCGUCAUCAGGUCAUCAAGGGGUCGGGGAUGGGGUUGAUCCACGGCGGCGACGUCGCUGACGCUUGCCUCACCAAUCUGACGGAACAGUUCUUCUCCCAGGCCUCGCUCAUCAUAAAUUUUCAAGUGUGGGUGUACAUGGGGUUUUAA